UACAAAGGCACCGCGCUCGCCCUCGCCCUCGUUUCCUUUGUUUCUCUCCUCCUCCAACCCAACCAGCUCCCAUACAAAUUCUCCCAGGCUCUCGCAGUCACAGCUUCGACUUCGGUCACCCACACUCUUUUAACCAACUACCACACUCUUUACAACACAAGCAACCCGCUUUCCACUCCAGCUUCACGCUUUUCUUCUCAACACAGCCAAAAUGCAGUUCUCUCUCGCUACCAUUGCCCUCCUCGCUGGCGCUGCCGCCGCUCAGGUCACCACCGUCUACACCACUGAUGUCGAGACCAUCACCUCGUGCGGUCCCACUGUGACCAACUGCCCGGCUCGCAGCCACACCUCUGCCCCGGCUCCUGCCUGGACUCCCUCCAGCCAGAUCGUGCCUCCUGCUGUCACCUCAGUUGCUCCUGCUCCCGGCACCACUGUUGCGCCUGCUCCUGCUCCCGGCACCUCGGUUGCGCCUGCUCCUAAGGGCAACACCUCGCCCGUGGCUCCUUAUCCUUCUCCCUCGGUCUCCGUGGUCACCUACUCGACCUGCAUUCCUACCACGAUCGUCUCGACCAUCACCCUCACUCCUUCUCCCACCUCCGUUGCUCCCGUUGGCACUGCUCCCCCGGCUCCUGCUGGCACUGCUCCUGGUGCUCCUGGCACUGGCGCUACCACCACUGCGUAAGUUCACUUGUCCGAUCUAUCUAUUUGACACCAAACUAACCUGGUACAGCCCUGGCACUCCUGCCUUCACC
This is a messenger RNA of Talaromyces proteolyticus, 752 nucleotides long. RefSeq lists its product as uncharacterized. The transcript has a single exon. The record is from RefSeq and is a predicted model, not a curated record. Lineage: Eukaryota; Fungi; Ascomycota; Eurotiomycetes; Eurotiales; Trichocomaceae. The coding region runs from base 212 to 682 and encodes 156 amino acids.